This is a messenger RNA of Brassica napus (rape), 1238 nucleotides long. Its product is annotated as exosome complex component RRP42-like. The coding region runs from base 69 to 950 and encodes 293 amino acids. The record is from RefSeq and is a predicted model, not a curated record. Gene Ontology annotation, cellular component: nuclear exosome (RNase complex); cytoplasmic exosome (RNase complex). Lineage: Eukaryota; Viridiplantae; Streptophyta; Magnoliopsida; Brassicales; Brassicaceae. Gene Ontology annotation, biological process: TRAMP-dependent tRNA surveillance pathway; U5 snRNA 3'-end processing; nuclear mRNA surveillance. The transcript is spliced from 7 exons.
UGUGGGUUUAUAUUCUUUUUGGUUGUGAUGUAUAAAGGUAGGUACUUUCUGUUUAAACUGAGUUGUUGAUGUCUGUCUGUGUAGUGAUGGUGGCGUGUUCUGUUGGGGAGCAACACUUUCUAAAAGGUGGGAUUGCUCAGGAACUUCGAACUGAUGGUCGGAAGAGGUUGACUUACCGUCAUACCUACGUCAAAACAGGUGUUAUUCCGCAGGCUAAUGGUUCAGCGAGAGUUAGGAUAGGUGGAACUGAUGUGAUUGCCAGUGUAAAGGCUGAGAUUGGGAGGCCAAGUUCGCUCCAACCCGAUAAAGGAAAGGUUGCCGUUUUCAUUGAUUGCAGUCCAACAGCAGAACCUACCUUCGGGGGGAGAGGGGGUGAAGAAUUGUCUUCUGAUCUUGCUUUGGCUCUUCAAACAUGUCUUCUAGGUGGCAAAAGCGGAGCAGGCGCUGGGAUAAAUUUAUCUUCGCUUUUAAUCAAAGAAGGAAGAGUCUGCUGGGACCUUUAUAUAGAUGGCCUUGUCAUUAGCUCUGAUGGGAAUCUAUUGGAUGCACUGAGUGCUGCCAUUAAGGCUGCUUUAACCAACACGGCUCUACCAAAAGUCCAAGUUUCAGCUGAAGUGGCGGAUGAUGAGCAACCAGAGAUUGACAUCAGCGACGAAGAGUAUCAACAGUUCGACACUUCCAGUGUCCCAGUCGUAGUCACGUUAACUAAAGUGGGAGAGCAUUACAUAGUUGAUGCAACAGAGGAAGAGGAGUCUCAGAUGAGCUCAGCUGUGUCUAUAUCAGUGAACCGGACGGGACAUAUCUGUGGGUUAACCAAAAGAGGUGGAUUUGGUUUGGACCCGAGCGUUAUCCUUGACAUGAUCUCUGUGGCCAAGCAUGUGUCAGAGUCUCUGAUGAACAAGCUUGAUUCUAAGAUUUCAGCUGCAGAGGCCUGUGAAGACGAGUCUUGACUGUAGUUAGUUUACUGUUAUAUUAAAACACUGAGUUUCUCUUUUGACUCCAUUGUUUAUGGAUCUUUGUCUAAAGUGGAAAAGAACAUAACAAGUUACAUGAGAGGAUUGUGAUAUCUUUUGGGAGGAGAGAUUGAGAAGUGAGAGUGAGGUCACCUUUGAAGAGAACUUUUGUGGUCCAUGAUUAAGCCCAAAGGUCAAAAUUAAAUAGUGUGUGUGUGUGUGACCAGUGUUGAUCACGUGUGUAUCCUCAGCUUUGGGGUUUGGUAAUGACUUUGAAAAAUUAAA